Molecule: messenger RNA, 6644 nt
Organism: Engraulis encrasicolus (European anchovy)
Lineage: Eukaryota; Metazoa; Chordata; Actinopteri; Clupeiformes; Engraulidae
Gene: tncb
Product: tenascin Cb
Exons: 26
Coding region: 493-5598 (1701 amino acids)
Biological process (GO): neuron projection development; regulation of cell adhesion
Molecular function (GO): protein binding
Source: RefSeq, a predicted model, not a curated record
CCCUCUCUCUUUCCCUCCUUGCCUCUCUCUCUGGCUACAGCAGCACCGGCCGACCGGCUUUCUCUCCUCUCCUCUCCUCUCCUCUCCUCUCUCUCUUGGGUGGAUGGCACCAGCUCCGGCAACCUGAGGAGGAGGACACACACACACCGAGAUACAGAAAGAGAGAGAGAGUGUGGGAGACAUAGAUUUACAACUGCCUCUUUUCGUGUCAACAACCUAAAAAAGACAGACUUUUCAAUUAGGUUAUCCUUGUGUCCAUUUCUAUUGGUGUCCCCCCCCCCCCCUCUUUGGAGACUUUUUGACUGAUACAACUGAAGGGCCCCCACGGAAAAGACUCUCUGAGGAAGCCGCAAAUCAACUCCAAGGACUGAAGGACACACUCUUCCUCCACCACCCACCAAGCCAGGUCCUUCAACCCCGUCAGAGAGUGGUGUGUGGUGUAGUGUGUAGUGUGGUGUUGGUGGUGUGUUCAUCAUCAUCAUCAUCAUCGUCAUGGCGAUGCGAGGCCUGCUCCUGGGCCUGGCCAUGCUGGUGCUCCUCCUGGACGCCAGUCACGGCGGGCUGGUGAGGAAGAUCAUCCGACACCGACGCGAGGCCCUCAGCCCCUUGGGAAGCGGCAUCGGAGGCAUCGGCGGCAGCAGCGACAGCGACGUCCUGCCCAACCCCGACCAGCCAGUGGUCUUCAACCACGUCUACAACAUCAACGUGCCCUCUAGCUCCCUCUGCUCCGUCGACCUGGACGCCCCCGGAGCCGAGGAGGUGAAGAUUCCCCACAACGACGCUCCCAUGGGCAAGGGCCCCUCGGAGAUGCACACGGAGCACACCCUAGACGGGGAGAACCAGAUCGUCUUCACGCACCGCAUCAACAUCCCCAAGCAGGCGUGCGGCUGCGAGCGGGACCUGCCCGAGCUCAAGGACCUGCUCAAGAGGCUGGAGAUGCUGGAGGCCGAGGUGUCCAGCCUGAGAGAGCAGUGCUCAAGCAGCUGCUGUGGAGCCCAGGUCACAGGAGAAAUAACAUCCAGGCCCUACUGCAGUGGCCAUGGCAACUACAGCGUGGAGACGUGCAGCUGCGUGUGCGAGCCCGGCUGGAAGGGCGUCAACUGCUCCGAGUCGGAGUGCCCCAACGACUGUCAGGACCAGGGUCGCUGCGUGGAUGGCAGGUGCGAGUGCUUCGAGGGCUACUCGGGUGACGACUGCAGCCUGGAGAUGUGCCAGGUGGACUGCGGCGACUACGGCGAGUGCAUCGAGGGCUCCUGCGUCUGCGAGGACGGCUUCGUCGGCAACGACUGCACGCAGACCAACUGCCCCAACAACUGCUUCGGACGCGGGCGCUGCGUGGAGGACGAAUGCGUGUGCGACGAGCCCUGGACGGGCUUCGACUGCUCGGAGCUGAUCUGCCCCAACGACUGCUACGACCGCGGCCGCUGCAACAACGGCACGUGUGAGUGCGACGAAGGGUUCACCGGCGAGGACUGCGGCGAGUUGACGUGCCUCAGCAACUGCAACAACCGCGGCGUGUGCGUGGACGGCAAGUGCGUGUGCCACGCCGGCUACAGCGGCGAGGACUGCUCCAAGCUCACCUGCCCCAAGGACUGCCACCAGAGGGGCCACUGCUUCAACGGCAUGUGCAUCUGCGACCCCGGGUUCGAGGGCCCCGACUGCGGCGUCGUCACCUGCCCUGGCAACUGCAACAACAGGGGCCAGUGUGUGAACGGCGAGUGUGUCUGCGACUUCGGCUGGGAGGGCGAGGACUGCUCGGAUCGCUCCUGCCCCAACAACUGCAUGAACCUGGGCCGCUGCGUCAACGGCAAGUGCAUCUGCAAGCAGGGCUACGCCGGCGACGACUGCAGCAUCAAGACCUGCCCCAACGACUGCCACGGGCGCGGUAGGUGCGUGGACGGCAAGUGCGUCUGCGACGCCGGCUUCACAGGAAAGGACUGCAACGUGCUGACCUGCUUGAACGACUGCAACAACCGCGGGCGUUGCGUCAACGGCAAGUGCGUCUGCAACCGCGGGUUCACCGGCGAAGACUGCAACGAGAAGACCUGCCCCAACAACUGCCUGGACCGCGGCUACUGCGCCAACGGCAAGUGCGUGUGCUUCGAGGGCUACACCGGUGCCGACUGCUCCGUCCUCACCUGCCCGGACAACUGCAACGACCAAGGCCACUGUCUGAACGGAAUGUGCAUCUGCGACAUGGGAUUCACCGGCGACGACUGCUCUAGCAUCAGCCCACCACGUGACCUGACGGUAGUGGAGGUGGACCCUGAGACGGUGGACGUGUCCUGGGUGAACGAGAUGCUGGUGACCGAGUACCUCGUCACAUACGUGCCCACGGCGCUCGGCGGCCUGGAGCUGGACAUGCGCGUCUCCGGAGACGUCCGGACGGCCACCAUCCGCGAGCUGGAGCCCGGCAUAGAAUACCUCAUCAGCGUCUACGCCGUGCUCAACAACAAGAUGAGCUUGCCCGUCAGCGCCCGCGUCGCCACCCAUCUGCCGCAGCCCGAGGGCCUGAAGUUUAAGUCGGUGCGGGAGACCACGGUGGAGGUGGAGUGGGACCCCCUCAACAUCCCCUUCGACGGCUGGAACCUCAUCUUCAGAAACACGAAAGAGGAGGAGAAUGGGGAGAUUCUGAAUGUGCUGAGCCCGCCGGAGACCACCUUUGAACAGUCUGGACUGGGACCGGGCCAGGAGUACGAAGUCAAGCUCCAGGUGGUCAAGAACAACACCCAUGGACCCACAGCAACCAAGAGCUUUGUCACAAUGAUCGACUCCCCGAGCCAGGUGGAUGUGCGUGACGUGAGCGAUACCUCAGCGCUGGUCACCUGGUUCCAGCCCGUCUCCCAGGUGGAUGGCGUGUCGGUGUCCUACGGCCCGGUCGAGGAGGGUAGUGAGCGCCACACGGUGGAGCUGCCCGGUACUGACACCCAGCACCACCUGAGCGACCUGCACCCCGACACCUUCUACGAGGUGGGCCUCAUGGCCAAACGCGGCGAGAUCAGCAGCGUGCCCGUCUACGAGAACUUCCUCACAGACCUGGACGCCCCGUCGGACCUGCAGGCGGUGGGCCAGACGGAGGACAGCAUCACGCUGGAGUGGAGGAACAGCAGGUCCCAGGUGCUCAACUACCGCGUCAAGUACGGGCCGCUCUCCGGAGGGGAGCACGGGGAGACCCUCUUCCCCGCCGGCGCGCAGGGCAGCACCUCCGCCACGCUCACAGGCUUGAGGCCGGGAACGGAGUACGGUAUGGGGGUGACUGCAGUCAAGGACGAACGUGAGAGUGCACCCACAACAACCAAUGCCGUGACUGACAUCGAUGCUCCUAAGGACCUGGAGGUGAGCGAGUCGAGUGAGACCACACUGGUGCUGGUCUGGAGGAAGCCCAUGGCCAAGAUCGACAUCUACAGGCUGGUGUUUGUGUCGGCUGACGGCCGCCACACGGAGGUGGAGGUUCCCGGAGGAGCCAACACCCACACGCUGGUGAACCUGACGCCCGGCAUGAUGUACACCAUCACCCUGGUGGCCGAGAGGGCCAAGAGGAAGAGCGCCCCCGCCACCAUCACCGCAUCCACAGAGGAUCUGAAGCCCCAGGUGGGCGGUGUGACAGUGUCCGAGGUGUCUUGGGACAGCUUCCUGGUGUCCUGGGUGACGGAGCGCGGCGCCUUUGAGAACUUUCUGAUCGAGGUCGAGUCUGAGGACGGCGAGCAGAUGCGCAACGUCACGGUGUCGGGCGGCGAGACCAGCCAGGUGCUCACAGAGCUGCUGCCCGGUACCUUGUACAAGGUCACGCUCUAUGGCCUCUACAAAUGGAACCUUAUAGGGCCAGUCUUUGCCGAGGCCACCACAGAGCUGGAGCCCGAGGUGGAGCACCUGUUUGUGUCUGACGUCACGCCCUCCAGUUUCAAACUGGCGUGGAGCGCCCCCGAGGACGUCUUUGAUAGCUUUGUCAUAAUGAUCACCGACGAGGCCACAGGCACGCUGAAAGAGCUCACCGUGGCAGGAGACGUCAGGACGCAAGACAUCGCCGAUCUUUUGGAGGACACAGAGUUCAAAAUCACACUCAUUGGAGUCAUUUUGGAGCGUCGCUUCCCACCCCUUUCUGGUGUAGCUAAGACAGGCUUGGGAAUGCCACAGGGCAUCCAUUUCUCUGACGUCACUGACACUUCUGCCACCGUUCACUGGAGCGUCCCUCGCGCCCGCGUGGACAGUUACCGUGUGUCCUACGUGCCACUGCUGGGAGGAAGCCCCAUGACGGUGUCUGUGGAUGGCGGUGAGUCCCAGACGGUGCUGGCCAACCUGAUCCCCGGCACCACCUACCAGGUGACCGUCAUGGCCGUCAAGGGCCUGGAGGAGAGCGAGCCCGGCACUGACAAGGUCACCACCGCGCUGGAUAAGCCCCGCGGCCUGAUGGCGGUGAACAUCACAGACUCUGAGGCUCUGCUCCAUUGGCAACCGGCCAUCGCCACCGUGGACGGAUACGUCAUCACAUACAGCGCCGACUCAGUUGGCCCGGUGAUGGAGCGCGUGUCGGGCAACACUGUGGAGUUCGAGAUGACCUCCCUGGUGCCGGCCACCCGCUACACUGUCAAGGUCUACGCCGUGCGCGACACUGCCAAGAGCGCCGCCACCACCACCGAGUUCACCACAGACGUGGACGCUCCUCAGGACCUUGUGGCCACCAACAUCCAGACGGAGAGCGCCAUGCUGACCUGGAAGCCGCCCCGCGCUGACAUCAGUGGAUACAUCCUCACCUACGAGUCUGUGGACGGCACCGUCAGAGAGGUGGUGCUGAGUCCCACGGCCACGUCUUACAGCAUGGCUGGUCUGAGUGCCUCCACCGUCUACGACGUCCGGCUGCAGGCCCUCGCCGGACCCAUGAGGAGCCGCGUCAUCACCACCGCAUUCACCACCAUUGGUGUGCUGUAUAAGCACCCUAAGGACUGCUCACAGGCUCUGCUGAAUGGCGACGCCACCUCCGGCAUCUACACCAUCUACCUGCGCGGGGACGAGAACCAGCCCCUGCAGGUCUACUGCGACAUGGCCUCCGACGGCGGCGGAUGGAUUGUGUUUGUGAGACGUCAGAGUGGAAAGGUGGAAUUCUUCCGUAACUGGAGAAACUACACGGCUGGCUUUGGAGAUCUGAAUGACGAGUUCUGGCUUGGUCUCUCCAACCUGCACAAGAUCACCUCUUCUGGCCAGUACGAGCUCCGCGUGGACCUGCGCGACAAGGGCGAGACGGUCUACGCUCAGUACGACAAGUUCUCCGUCUCGGAGCCCCGCAGCCGCUACAAGGUGCACGUGGGAGGAUACAGCGGCACGGCAGGAGAUUCAAUGACUUAUCACCACGGCCGGCCCUUCUCCACAUACGACAACGACAAUGACAUUGCCGUCACCAACUGUGCCCUGUCCUACAAGGGCGCUUUCUGGUACAAGAACUGUCAUCGUGUCAACAUCAUGGGACGAUAUGGCGACAACAGUCACAGCAAGGGUGUCAACUGGUUCCACUGGAAGGGGCACGAGCAUUCCAUCGAGUUUGCCGAGAUGAAGAUCCGGCCAACCAACUUCAGGAACUUGGAGGGCAGGAGAAAACGAUCAUAAACCACCACCGCCACCACCACCACCACAUCACUACACCACACCACCACAAUGCCCCACAUCAUAACAACAUCAUAACACCCUGCCUCUGCCCACUGGUCCUUCUGCUUUUACCCCAGUCAAUAUCACCCCCUUCAGCUACCAAAGCCACUGCCCUGAGAGCUCGACCACCUCUCUCCAUCUCUCUCUCUCUCUCUCUCUCUCUCUCUCUCUCUCUCUCUCUCUCUCUCACGCUGUCUCCAUCCAAGUUUGGGUCUGUAGUGUCUGCCGUCCCGUCCCUUUGAUCUCCUCCCAUUUCAGAUCCAAAGCCAGUGCCGCGCCGCCCGUCCCAUUUUCCAUGUUGUGUACAGUGUGAAUGUUGUCAACAUUUCACUGAUUGUUGGGGGAAAGAAAACAGAACGAUGGACUCAAAAGUGCAUGGUCUAGCUAGCUAGCAUACACCGUGCCUAUGCAAAUUCAUGUGGACACCACACCAAAGAUGGUGGUACCUACUGUUUGUUUGAGCAAAAAAACAAAAAAACAUGUGACACAACAACAAAAGCACAACACAAUUAAUAAGCACAACCCUACAAAGCACUCACUCGCUCCACUGGCAGAGAGGAGAUGGAGAGUCUGGCUCGGAGCUUGUUCUCUUAACACCACACACCACAUCCUCAGUUUCCACAUGACAUACUGUGACAGUUUGACUUAAAAAAAAAAAAAUCUGUGUUAUGCAGAGAGGGCAGACCGUAUGUUUGUGUGUUUGUUCGUUUGUUUCUGUGUGUGAAUGUGUGCGUGAGUGUGUGUGUGUGUGAUAUCAUGUAGUUUGUGGUGCCUCUUCACAAAGUUAUCAACAGGAAAUCUCACUCGUUAUUCUUUUUGUAACUAAACUCCUGAUCUACAGUUUGAAACAGCGUACGAGAUAGGGUUGGGAUGUAGAUGGGAGAGAGAAGUGAGACAAAUAUUCCUGAAACAAAAACAGGGGGAGUAUUCCAAGAACCUGGCUCAGUAGUAAGUCAGGUUAAAGGGGCAUGCCACUAUUUUGGGGCUUAAUACAGUUAAAAUCGUUG